CACUGAUGCUGACGUCCAGCCUCACCUAAAAUGGCGUAUAAAAGACCUCCUGCUCGUCUCUGGAUCGUGACCUCUCGUCCUUUGUCCCUCCAUUUGCUAGUCCGUAGCUCCCAAGCUCUCCAGUCCCGACAUGAUCACCUCAUUGCGCUACUUGUCUCUGCUCACCUCGCUCACCGCUCUUGCAGCGUCGGUUCCAGCUGCUAGGGCGGAUGGUCAGGCAGGGUCUGGCGCGGGAUACAACACGUCGCGCAUCGGUCCGGACAACGCCAACUGCAGCCGCCAGAUCUACCAACUCGACAUCAUGAGCAACAACGUUGUCUUCAAGGAUGUCGACUCCAAUGCGAAUCAGACGUACAUCACGUCGCUCUUCCAGACCUUCCUGCCAGCGAUGAGCAACUUCACGGAAAUGUACGAGGACACGGAGAAGCAGAUGGUCUCCAACACCUACUCGCUCUCCGGUACGCUGUGCACCCCGAAGAACGGCACGAAGAAUCCUUCCCAUGUGCAGUACCUUAUCCACGGGGUUGGGUUUGACUCCAGUUACUGGGACUUCGCUGCGAGUGAGGAGUACAGCUACGUGCGUGCUGCGGCUGACGCUGGCUAUACGACUUUCCGUUAUGACCGGCUCGGGACCGGUCUGUCUGAGAAGCCGUCAGAUGCGUACAAUGUUGUGCAAUCCCCUACGGACCUCGCCAUCGCCAUAAAAUUUGCGCAGAUGCUCCGUAACGGUGGAAUUGGUGGCCAAAAGUUCGACAAAAUUGUCGGUGUCGGACACAGCUACGGGUCCGUGCAGGUGCAGGCAAUUACUGCGCACUCCCCUACCGCGUUGGAUGCCGCGCUCCUGCAAGGCUUCUCCAACAACGGCACCGGCCAGGGCUCUUUCCUUGCGGGUGGCGUGUACUCGAUCGCCACUGAGGUCUUCCCUGACCGGUUCUCCACCGACGAGCUGAGCAAUGCCUACCUAGUUACGGCAGUUCCGCAAGCCAACCAGUUCGACUUCUUCUACUUCCCCUACUUCUCGCCCGCCGCCUUCAACCUCACCCGUGCGACGGAGCAGCCCGCGGCACAAGGCGUACUCUUCACGCAAACCGCCAUCAUGGGCACCGCGACCGAUUUCACCGGUCCCGUCCACGUCGUCACGGGCGCACAGGACGUCCCCUUCUGCUACCGCGACUGCUAUGCCGUCCCGCCGAACGCGAAGUACCCGAACAUCCCGGCGUAUGCAGAGGAGCUCUACCCGAAGACGAGCAACUUCUCGGUGUACAUCCCGACGAACACGGGCCAUGCGGUGAACCAGCACUACUCGGCGCCGGAUGUCUACCAGGAGAUGCUGGCGUUUGUUGAAAGUGCGUUGAUGUAGUCGUUCAGAGUAUGGUGUGUUGUGAGGGGCAGGCGAAUAUACGUGCCGAUACGAACCCUUCUGGUCUGAACUGACGUGGAUCACACGUGGUCGCAUCAGCAUUGCACUAUGCCUGUAUCGUCAUGAAGAUCAGUGUCAGACCACUGUCGUACCCAUACAUGUUGAAUCGAAAAC
Molecule: messenger RNA, 1534 nt
Organism: Fomitopsis serialis
Lineage: Eukaryota; Fungi; Basidiomycota; Agaricomycetes; Polyporales; Fomitopsidaceae
Product: Alpha/Beta hydrolase protein
Exons: 6
Coding region: 131-1360 (409 amino acids)
Source: RefSeq, a predicted model, not a curated record